AUGGCUCAGAGGAGGGCUGCUGGUGGCUGCUGCUGCUCCAGGGCGCCCAUGAAUGAAGAUAACGCCCGUUUCUGCCUGCUGGCUGGGCUCAUCCUGCUCUACUUGUUGUGCGGGGCGGCGAUCUUCUCCGCUCUGGAGCAUCCCUUUGAGCUGCGUGCCCGCCGCCUCUGGAAGCAGCAACUGGAUAACUUCACCCAGAGAUACAGGGUCAACCUGGGCGCCCUGCACACUCUGCUGCGGCAGUACGAGGAGGCAAACGGAGCUGGGAUCAGAGUGGACGCCCUCAGGCCCCGCUGGGACUUUUCUGGAGCUUUCUACUUUGUGGGCACAGUGGUCUCCACUAUUGGCUUUGGCAUGACCACACCAGCAACCAUAGCUGGUAAAAUAUUCUUAAUCUUCUACGGUCUCAUCGGCUGUGCUGCCACCAUCCUCUUCUUCAACCUCUUCCUGGAGAGGAUCAUCACCAUGCUGGCUUACAUCAUGCGCUGGUGUCAUGAGCGGCGGCUGAGGUGUGCUGGAGUCGGGGUGGUGUCGAGCAGGGAGGAGUCGUCCGGCGAGGAGGACAGUCUGGAAGGCUGGAAACCGUCCGUCUACUACGUGAUGCUGAUCUUGGGUGUGGCGUCGGUGGUGAUUGCAUGCAGCGCCUCCACUCUGUACAGCUCCAUGGAGAACUGGAGCUACGUGGACUCCCUCUACUUCUGUUUUGUGGCCUUCAGCACCAUCGGCUUUGGGGACCUGGUGAGCAGUCAGAGGCAGCAGUAUGAGUCUCAGGAGGCCUACCGCCUUGGGAACUGUCUCUUCAUCCUGAUGGGGGUGUGCUGCAUCUACUCACUGUUCAACGUCAUUUCUAUUAUCAUCAAGCAAACUCUCACCUGGAUUGUGGGCAAACUGGUGUGCACGCCCUGCUCCUGCUCCAGACCUGGCUGCCGGUGGCUCUGCUGCCCCUGCCUCCAGAAAAAAAAACCCAACCGCCUGCGUCCGCCGGCUCACCUCAGACGCUUAAAACGCAACACCGUGCAGCCCAUGGCGUCCCACUGCCCCGCAGGAAGACACCGCUACAGGGACGGCUCGGUGGAGACGGUGUGUGACAGUGAGACAGAUGCAGGAGCGGUGGCUGACGGGGUUUACGUGGGACGCCGUCUGUCAGGAGAGAUGAUCUCUGUCAAUGAGUUCAUGGUGUCCAACAAAGUGUCUCUGGCUCUGCUGCAGAAGCAGCUGAGUGAAACGGCUCACCAGGGCCCACGGCAGUGCUACCAGAAUGGAUUCUCUGGUGGCGUGGGCGCUUUGGCCAUCAUGAAUAACCGCCUACAGGAAACCAGCGUGGAUAGGUAG
Molecule: messenger RNA, 1332 nt
Organism: Centropristis striata (black sea bass)
Lineage: Eukaryota; Metazoa; Chordata; Actinopteri; Perciformes; Serranidae
Gene: kcnk12l
Product: potassium channel, subfamily K, member 12 like
Exons: 2
Coding region: 1-1332 (443 amino acids)
Biological process (GO): stabilization of membrane potential; potassium ion transmembrane transport
Cellular component (GO): membrane
Molecular function (GO): potassium ion leak channel activity
Source: RefSeq, a predicted model, not a curated record